This is a messenger RNA of Setaria italica (foxtail millet), 1434 nucleotides long. Its product is annotated as aspartyl protease AED1. Gene Ontology annotation, biological process: proteolysis. Bases 1 to 1434 code for a protein of 477 amino acids. NCBI's taxonomy places the organism in Eukaryota, Viridiplantae, Streptophyta, Magnoliopsida, Poales, Poaceae. The record is from RefSeq and is a predicted model, not a curated record. The transcript is spliced from 2 exons. Gene Ontology annotation, molecular function: aspartic-type endopeptidase activity.
AUGGCGUCGCACCGGUCGCUCGUGCGCCUGCUGGUGCUCUGCGUUCUCUGCGUUGCUUCUCUCGCGUCCAAGCAGCGCUAUCUCUCCGUCAGCUUGGACGAGCUGCUCAGCUCCAAGGCUCACGUCGAAUGCCCUCCCACGAAGAAGUCUGGCCGGGCAAACGGCAACAAGUUGCCUCUGAUGCACCGCGACAGCCCAUGCUCGCCUCUCAACGGCGCUGGGAAAAUAAGCCGCCAGGCUUUGCCCACUGACGUCUUCGAGCGCGAUGUUCAAAGACUCAGGACUAUAUUUGCAGCGGCACAGUCCGGCGUGGCUGAUACCACCGCGGCCGCCCCUGCCCCAGCACCGGCAUCAGGCGUUACGCUCCCCAUCACCGGCAGCGACAACGGCAUAGUCCUGGGCAGCCAGGAUUACAGCGUCACGGUCGGGUACGGCACGCCGGCGCAGCAGCUGCCGAUGGACUUCGACACCCUCCGGCUAGGCGGUGGCAUCUCGACGCUCCGGUGCAAGCCAUGCCGUGCCGGUGCGGCGCCGUGCGACCCGGCCUUCGACCCCGGCAGGUCGUCGACCUUCGCCCGUCUCCCGUGCGGCCCGGAAUGCCCGUCCGUCUGCGACGGAUCGGCUUGCUCCUUGAAUAUAACGUUCCCGAGAAACCAUUCCGUCGCGGCCAAUGGCACCUUCGUCAAGGACACGCUCACGCUGUCGCCGUCGGCGACCGUAGCGAGCUUCAUCCUGGCCUGCGUUGACGUGGACAACUUCCACAUCACUGGUUCCAGCGGGCUGCUCGACCUGAGCCGGAGCAGGUUCUCCUUGGUGUCUCGGCUCACCUCUUCCCCGGCCGGCAACACGACGGCCGCCUUCUCAUACUGCCUGCCAGCGUCGCCGACGAGCUCCCGCGGCUUCCUCUCCAUCGGCGGCGCCCUGCCGGAGCUUUCCAGUGACCACGCGGCCUCCACUCCAUUGGUGGACACCCCAAAUCACAAGAACCUCUACUUGGUCAAGCUCGGUGGCAUCAACGUCAGCGACACGGAGAUCCCAGCCGCGCAGUCGAACCUCGCGGCGCUGGAGGUGGGGACAUCGUUCACCUUCUUCCCGCCGGCGAUCUACGGCGCCCUCCGCGACGAGUUCCGGAAGCAGAUGUCCCAGUACCCGAUGGCGCCGCCUUACCGCAUGCUCGAGACGUGCUACAACUUCACGGGGCUGCCGGGAUUUUUUAUGCCGGCCAUCACGCUCGCGUUCGAUGGCGGAGCCACUCUGCAGCCGGACGUGGCUCAGAUGUUGUAUUUCGUGGAGCCUGGUUACGUUUGCCUCGCCUUCGCCGCAUUGCCGGAAGUAUUCCCAUACUCGGUGAUCGGGAACCGGGUGCAGCAGACGGUGGAGGUGGUGUACGACGUUCGAGGUGGGAAGAUUGGGUUCAUCCAAGGAAGCUGCUAG